Mirounga angustirostris (Northern elephant seal) is the source of this 1354-nucleotide messenger RNA. It is a transcript of the gene SPATA45, whose product is annotated as spermatogenesis associated 45. The record is from RefSeq and is a predicted model, not a curated record. The transcript is spliced from 3 exons. Bases 480 to 776 code for a protein of 98 amino acids. NCBI's taxonomy places the organism in Eukaryota, Metazoa, Chordata, Mammalia, Carnivora, Phocidae.
CGGGGCAACUCGGCCCCUCGGAGCUAGGAGCGAGGGGUUGGGAGAAACCGGGGAGACCAAGAGGUAGGCCUCGGCCUCUCCACCCGGAGGGGCUCCCUAGGGCCAGGUCCACACUCGGGCAGAGGACGAAUUUGGCCUCGCCCCAGUACAGCUGGCUGUCAAGAUCGGACCCCGCCUUUAGAGCAGACAGGACCACAUUGCAGAAAUUCGUGCCACCUCGGCAGAGGAAAAGUACCAGAAAGCGUUUCAGUCCAAAUGAAGAGAUUCGUCAGAAAUCUGCCCCUGGUGAAGCUGGAAUCCCCCGCCCCGCUGGUGACGGAGGCGGGUGAGACGGGCUGUGCCUGAGCAGACCCUGUGACUCAACAUUCUCGCUUGGACUUGAACCACCUCCUGUAGUUAGUACUUACUGGACACGCACAUUCAGUGGGCUCUGGAUUCCAGGACAGUAAGAAUCACUUGAUGACUGGUUUGUCAGCAUAAUGACUUCUACGAACAGAACCAGUGAAAUAAUUACAAAGCUCAAAGAAAGCGAACAAUGUCUCCUGAAGGAGAUAAAUGAAAAGCGUGAAUCCAACUGCCUUGUGGAAAGAAGCAAUCAAGUCAGUUUACUGAGAGCUCAAAAGAGGCAUUUCAGUGGUGCCUAUAUGCCCUCAACUCACACCCAAAUCAAAGAAUAUGUUCCUGACAGUGGCAGGAGCUCCUGGCUCACACUGAGUCUCCUUGCUCACACGGAGAAAAAGCACUUUCCUGCAAAAAAUAAUGCCAUAUUUGGAUAAAGUGCAUCUCCAGAGACACAAAGAAAUAUAAUCUCUUUGAUCCUUCCUCAAUGUCUGUCUUAUUUACAAAUAUUAAUUAUAAAAGAAGAAAAAAAAAUUAUUCACUGGAUCACCAAGAAAACAUUUUAUUGUCACAUAAAACAUAUCUUAUUCAUUCCAAACCAUUAUUUAGACUUGGAUGUUCUGGAGAGGUUUUGAGUGAUUAAAGAUAGUUUCAAAGAUGAAUGACCAAAAAGUUCACUUUACAGUGAUCUUCUCUUUUGUAAAAAAUGUUUUAUUUUUUUUUAAGUUUAUUUAUUUAAGUAAUCUCUACACCCAACAUGGGGCUCGAACCCGCAACCACAAGACCAAGAGUCGCAUGCUCUUCCAACUGAGCCAGCCAGGUGCCCCUAACCUAGAAUGUUUAAAUAGCUUGUUUUUGAAAUUAGUAGAUGUGUUGACCAAUCCCACUAGUCAAGUUGAAGACUCAAGUUUCUCAAAGCUAACACUUGCUUCUAUUGUGUAAUUGCAUUAACUUACUCUGUUAAAGCUGCGAUUUUGAUAAUUUGAAGAAGUACAUACUUGAGAAGGUAAUAUAA